Haemonchus placei is the source of this 678-nucleotide messenger RNA. NCBI's taxonomy places the organism in Eukaryota, Metazoa, Nematoda, Chromadorea, Rhabditida, Trichostrongylidae. The record is from the annotation of a GenBank genome assembly.
AAGAUAAGAACACUGACUUAUAGAUUUUCUGUGAAAAUCGAAUGCGGGGCGCAUCCCCAGGCGGGUUUGAUUGGAGCCCAAAGACUUUAUUCUUUGUCCUUUAUAUCGUCCGUAUCUGUCCUUAACAUAAAGGUUGCCAAAUUUUUGAUUUCCAGAUUCAAGACAGACAAACGAGAGCGAAUGUUGGGUUGGUGGAGCCAUCGAAUAGAAAGUCGCUUUAAUAUGGACAAUGUUCUUGAUCUCGACGAUGGCGCAGCCGGAUACAGAAUCAGCAAUCCACCAAUUCAUCUUGUUGUACCAGUAAUGGGCAUACUAGAGGUUUUCAAAAAUGUAUCCCUGGAAGACCUACGUAGUAGGUCGUGCUACCUAACCGGUUACCUCGAGUUCUUGAUUAAGUACUUCUUCGCCGAGGAUUCUGAACACAGGUCUUCCAAAAUUUCCUGCGCCAUAAUUACCCCGGAGGAGUUCCAUGAACGUGGAUGCCAGCUCUCUUUGCGUUUCUCGGUUUCAAUUGAUGUUAUCUACCCAGAACUAGUCAAACGUGGAGUGGCGGUCGACAAGCGAUAUCCGGAUGUUAUUCGUGUUACUCCAGUACAUCUCUACAACAAUUAUGUGGACUGCCAUCGUUUUGUUAUGGCUCUGAUAGAAGCAUGCAAAGUAGCUGAAGCUUCUUUAUGA